Messenger RNA from Apodemus sylvaticus (European woodmouse), 813 nucleotides. It is a transcript of the gene Mkrn2os, whose product is annotated as MKRN2 opposite strand. Bases 1 to 690 code for a protein of 229 amino acids. The record is from RefSeq and is a predicted model, not a curated record. NCBI's taxonomy places the organism in Eukaryota, Metazoa, Chordata, Mammalia, Rodentia, Muridae. The transcript has 4 exons.
AUGCACUUCGAAGGAGCUGGGAGGCCUCUAAUUAAAUUCAGGCACUGCGAGAGGUCCAUCUACACUUUCAGCGUACCCCAAUGCUGCCCUCUUUGCCAGGGGCACGUGGGCUCCACCAGGAUAGAGGACGCACCUAUCAGCAUCUCAGAUCCAUUCUCCAACGGUCAUCAAGAGAAAUGCUCCUUCCUCCUGAAACCCACAAGAGGGACGUUCCUUAGGGAGUACGAUGGGAAGUCUGAUCUCCACGUUGGAAUCACUAACACACGCGGGCUUGUGUAUAAUUACAGUGCACACGGCAUACAGCGAGAAGAGGCAGGCUGGGAGCGGAGUCUCAGCGUUCCCCUGGUACAGCCCAGCAUGUUCGGACUGCUGGACCAGUGGGACAAGUACUUGGAAGACUUCUCUGCUUCGCUGGCUUGGCUGCCUCAUAGGUAUGAUGAGAAUCAGCACAACUGCUUGACCUUUGCCCUCGCCUUCAUUAACGCCAUCCUUGCCAUGGAAGGCAGAGAGCAGCUGGACAAGAGCGCGUUCACAGAAAGGUACGUGAUCCCGAGGACGCGCAUGGCCUCCAAGUACAUCACGAUCUACAGGGCCAUCCAGGAGAGGGGCUUCCACGUGACUGACCACCCCGGCCCAGCGACAAGCCCUCUUGAGCAGUUUGUAGCAAAUGCUGCAUGGGAGGACCAUUGAGAAAGGACAUUUGGGUUUGGUGCCUUUAAAUGGGUACUGCAGAUUUAUAACUGUACGUAAUUGUGACUGAUUUUAAAAAAAGUGUGUGGUUUCCCAUUAAGCUUAUUAUAUAAAAAUUAUAAA